AUGCCUGGCGUGAUCAGCGACUCCAACCUCUCCGUCGUCGACGGCCCCUUGACCUCCGAGAACGCCGCCCUCCUGCGCCCCUCCGACCCAACCCUCCCAGUCGAGGAGCUGCGCAAGCGAUACAACGAAGAUGGCUACCUUUUUCUCAAGCAGGUUCUGCCCCGCGAAGACGUCCUCGAGGCCCGACGGAAGUACUUCGACUACCUGGCUCCCACGGGUGUCCUGAAGGAAGGCACCGACCCCGUCGAGGGCAUCUUCAACCCCACCAAGUCGAUCGACGAGUACCCCGGCAUUGGAGCCGGGCAUGUCGGCGGAAAUGGCCGACCGGGGGGCGACAACGCGGCGCAGUUCGUCGACCGUGCCAUCGAGGCCCAUUAUAAGGACUGGUAUACGAAGAACUUGGUCAACCACCCCGCCCUGUAUGACUUCGUCGCCAAGUUCACGGGCUGGGGAGCGGAUACUUUGACCUUUAAGCGGACGCUACUGCGGAACAACAUUCCCGGGUCGAAGCCGAUUGGCGUCCAUUACGAUCAGAUCUUCUUGCGGUAUGGGGAACCGACGAGCGUCACGGCUUGGGUUCCUAUUGGCGAUAUUAAGAUCAACGGAGGGGGCUUGAUCUAUUUGGAAGAUGGCGAUCCGGUGGGUUUGAAAUGUGAAGAAGAGUUCACCAGCAGGGCAAAACAGGCUGGUUUGUCGGAAGAAGAGGCCAGGUCGGCGUUCAACUCCAACAUGAUGUCGACAGGUCUGCUCUCCGAGUUUCCUGCUCAAUUCGCAAAAGAUAAUAACCGGCGAUGGCUGGUCUCCGCCUACGAGGCAGGUGAUGUCGUCCUGCACAAACCUCACACGAUCCACGCAUCGACUAUCAACAAUGAUCAGGACAACGUCAUCCGACUGGCGACGGACCUGCGUUUCUGCGACUCUUCCAAGCAGUAUGACAAGGUGAGCACGAAUGCCCAGGUCGGAUGCUAG
Molecule: messenger RNA, 969 nt
Organism: Aspergillus melleus
Lineage: Eukaryota; Fungi; Ascomycota; Eurotiomycetes; Eurotiales; Aspergillaceae
Exons: 3
Coding region: 1-969 (322 amino acids)
Source: RefSeq, a predicted model, not a curated record